ACAAAAGAAACCUCAUAGAUCCCCCUUUGAUUCUGCUCAUCAAAGGCGGUCACUUGUUAAGGGCAUGUGUUAUGAGUUUGGAGGAGGGACCAGGGUUACUUUUGUAACCCAAGUCAUUUAAAUAGUGUCUCUGCUCCAUCCAUUCUGUACACUUUCUUGAAGUAUUGCACACUUUUGACUGUUUGGACGAACACAACUGCAUUCUUCAUAAAAAUGGUCUUUCUUGCAGGGUUGGCUGGCUUGCUGCUGGUGUUGACAGUAGAAGCCAAAAUUGGGAACUCAGAUCAACCGACAAGCUUCUGUACUGAGACUAAAGAAUGUCUUCUGUACGAUCUGGUUUGUGAGGGUGACGGCUAUGAGGUGCGUCACUAUGAACCCGCGAAAUGGGUGACAACAGAACAGAAAUCCUACAUCAUGGAAGUCGCAAUGGCAACAGCCUUCGGAAGACUGUUCAAAUACAUCACUGGCUCAAAUGAGGCUGGUUUAAAAAUUGAAAUGACAGGUCCAGUGAUUUUCAAAACAGAAGACACAGGCAAUAUGUGGGAACCGACCACCUACACCAUGAGUUUCCUGCUGCCAUCUGCCCACCAAAGUGCUCCUCCCAAACCAACUGAUGAAACGGUGUUCUUCACAGACAUGCCGGACAUGAAGGUGUACGUGAGGAGCUAUGGGGGAUGGAUGUUGUUUGUGUCAGACAAGCUCCACUCUCACCUUCUGUCCACAAAGCUGGACAAUGUCGGGGCCACUUAUGAUAAGAACUAUCAUUACGCUGUGGGAUAUGACAGCCCAAGGAAAAUGUUGAACAGGCACAAUGAGGUCUGGUAUGUGGCUGAAGGAGAACCAGUGUGCUCAUCUCCUGAGACCAUACCCUCCCCUUGAACACAGUCCUAAUAAGAGAUCAAGCAGUUUGGAGAUUCUUUCGUAGAAACGUGUUACCUGCCUGAAAAUAUGAAGCACCUGAAAAGGAACUACACGUUUAUCACAUCACGUAAAAUGAAAAUGUCAUGUAUCCAAUUACGUCCAAUAAAAUACGUAUUAGCAU
This is a messenger RNA of Hypomesus transpacificus, 1042 nucleotides long. RefSeq names its product heme-binding protein 2-like. Gene Ontology annotation, cellular component: cytoplasm. Lineage: Eukaryota; Metazoa; Chordata; Actinopteri; Osmeriformes; Osmeridae. The transcript has 7 exons. The record is from RefSeq and is a predicted model, not a curated record. Bases 214 to 879 code for a protein of 221 amino acids.